GGCAGGUGAGGCGGCCUCUCUGUUCUCCCGCGGGGAGUGUGUGGGUCCACCGGUGCCAGGUGCUCAGACCCGAGGGCAGGGGAGGGCACUGGGCAGCACGGUAGCCCCGGGCGGGGCUCAGCUGCCUGAGGGCUCUCAGGCCUGGCUCUCGGCACCGGUCCCAGCCUCGACUUCCCCUUGAGUCUGCUCCCAGCCAGGCUCCCGCCAGCAGGAGUCCCAGCAGGGCCCCCGCUGGGCCUGGAUGGAGCUUCUCCCGCUGCCCUCCCAGCCCUCGCUGUUACUGCUGCUGCUGGUGCUGGUGCUGCCGCCGCUCCUGACCAGAGGGUCCUGGCAGUGCCCACGCACCCCCUUCGCUGCCUUGCGCAAUUUUGACGUGGAGUACGAGGUGCCCAGCUUCUCGGCCGGAGGUCCAGUACAGGCUGUAACGACCUACGAGGGCGGCGAGGACGGGAGUGCGGUAUUCGUGGCUACACGCAAUCGCCUGUACGUGCUUGGGCCUGGCUUAGAGCCAGUAGAGAGCCUGGCUACGGGUCCUACUGGGGACCCUGGCUGCCAGACAUGUGCAGCCUGUGGCCCGGGCCCCCAUGGCCCACAGGGAGACACAGAUGCACAGGUGCUGGUACUGGAGCCGGCGCUGCCGGCGCUGGUCAGCUGCGGCUCUAGCUUGCAUGGCCGCUGCUUCCUGCACGAGCUUGAGCCGGGAGGGACAGCUUUGCACCUGGCACCGCCAAUCUGCCUCUUCUCCGCCCACCACAACCAACCCGAGGAGUGCCCUGACUGCGUGGCCAGCCCUCUGGGCACCGUUGUGACUGUAGUUGAGCAGGGCCAUGCUUCCUACUUCUACGUGGCAUCCUCACUGGACGAGACUGUGGCAGCGAGCUUCAGCCCGCGCUCAGUGUCCAUCCGGCGCCUCAAGGCCGAUGCCUCCGGAUUCGCACCCGGCUUUGCAGCGCUGUCGGUGCUGCCCCAGUACCUCGCUUCCUACCCUAUCGAGUACGUGUACAGUUUCCGUGCCGGAGCCUUUGUCUAUUUCCUGACCGUGCAGCGGGCCAGCGUGACAGCCGCCCCGGGAGCCUUGCACACGCGCCUGGCACGGCUCAACGCUGCUGAGCCCGAGCUGGGAGACUACCGUGAGCUGGUCCUGGACUGCCGAUUCGCGCCUAAACGCCGGCGCCGCGGGGCCGCCGAGGGAGGACAGCCCUACCCGGUGCUGAGAGCGGCCCACACCGCUCCGGUGGGCAGCCGGUUGGCCACUGAGCUGAGCAUCCGGGAGGGCCAGGAAGUGCUAUUUGGAGUCUUCAGGGCCAGGAGAGACAGCAGCCCCGGUGUGAAUCCCAACUCUGUCGUCUGUGCUUUUCCCAUCGACCUGGUGGACACUGUCAUCGAGCAGGGUGUGAAGCGCUGCUGUGAGUCUCCUGUCCCCCAGGGCAUGCGGCGAGGCCUCGACUUCUUCCAGUCGCAUAGUUUUUGCCCCAACCCGCCUGGCCGGGAGGCCCCCAGCCUCAACACCAGCUGCCAUCACUUCCCUCUGCUGGUCCAUGGGAGCCUGUCACGGGUGGACCUCUUCAACGGGCUCUUAGGACCUGUGCAGGUCACUGCACUGCAUGUGACACGCCUCGACAACGUCACAGUGGCCCACAUGGGCACAGCUGAUGGGCGCAUCCUGCAGGUGGAGCUGGCCAGAUCUCUCAACUAUUUGCUGUAUGUGUCCAACUUCUCACUGGGCUGCUGUGGGCAGCCCAUGAGACCAGAUGUCAGUCGCCUCGGAGACCACCUGUUCUUUGCCUCUGGGGACCAGGUCUUCCAAGUACCUAUCCAGGGUCCCGGCUGCCAUCACUUCCUCACUUGUGGGAGCUGUCUGCGGGCACAGCGUUUCAUGGGCUGUGGCUGGUGUGGGGACACGUGUGGCCGGCAGAAGGAAUGUCCUGGCUCCUGGCAACAGGAUCAUUGCCCACCUGAGCUUACUGAGUUCUACCCACAGAGUGGACCCCGAAGGGGCAGCACAAGGCUGACCCUAUGCGGCUCCAACUUCUACCCACACCCUCCAGAGCCGGUACGUGAAGGUACCCAUCAGGUCACUGUGGGCCAAAGUCCCUGCCGAUUGCUGCCCAAGGACAGUUCAAACCCCAGACCAGUGUUCCAGAAAGACUUUGUAGAGGAGCUUGAGUGUGAGGUGGAGCCCUUGGACAUGCAGCUGGCUGGGCCCGCCAAUAUCAGCCUCACUGUGAGCAACAUGUCUCCAGGCAAGCACUUCCGGGUAGAUGGCACCUCCACGCUGCAAGGCUUCUCUUUCAUGGAGCCAGUGCUGAGAGCAGUAAAACCCCUCUUUGGCCCACGGGCAGGGGGCACCCGCCUCACCCUUGAAGGCGAGGGCCUCUCUUUAGGCACCAGUCAGGCUGUGCUGGUCAACGGGACUGAGUGCCCACUGGAACGGGUUAGCGAGGGACAGCUUUUAUGUACCACGCCCCCUGCGGCAGCUACGGCCAGCGUUCCCAUUCACCUGCAGGUAGGGGGCGCUGUGGUGCCUGGCUCCUGGAACUUCAGCUACCUGGAAGACCCCGUUGUGCUGGGCAUCAGCCCCAACUGUGGCUACAUAGGCUCCCAGGUCACUGUCCAGGGCCAGCAUCUGACUUCCGCAUGGCGCCUAGUGCUGUCAUUCCAUGAUGGGCUCAGAGCAGUGGAAAACAGUCAGUGUGAGCGGCAGCUCUCGGAGCAGCAGUCAUGCCGCCUGCCUGAAUAUGUGGUCCGAAGCCCCCAGGGGUGGGUGACAGGGAACCUGAGCGCCCAGGGGGAUGGAGCUGCUGGCUUUAUACUGCCUGGCUUUCGCUUCCUGCCCCCACCCCAUCCACCCAGCACCGACCUGGCCCCACUGAAGCCAGAGGAGCAUGCUGUUAAGUUUGAGUAUAUUGGGCUGGGCGCUGUGGCUGAUUGUGUGGAUGUGAACGUGACCAUGGAUGGUAAGAGCUGCCAACAUGAGCUCCGGGGCGAUGUGGUCAUCUGCCCUCUGCCCCCCUCCCUGCAACUUGACAAGGAUGGCGUCCCACUGCAGGUCUGCGUGGAUGGUGAAUGUCACAUCCUGGGCAGGGUGGUACGGCCGGGCCCAGAGGGGGUUCCCCAGGGGCUACUCCUCGGUCUCCUGCUGGCCCUUCUCCUGCUUGUGGCUGCGCUGGCUGCUGCACUGAUCUUCAGCUACUGGCGGAGGAAACAGCUAGGUGACCUGGCAUCCUUGGACCGGACGGCCGGAGCCAUGCCUCUACCUGUGCUUCGGUCUGGCUCUGACUACAGAAAUGGCCUUGCAGCCCCUGAUGCCGAUGGUCUGGAUGGUCCAGAUUCCACCAGCCGGGAACAUAAAGCAUCCUCCUCAGACAGUGGGGAUGGGUCCUGCGUCCCACUGCUGCGGACGGCAUCCAUCCAGCUUGGGGACUUGGACUCUGCGCUCCUGGCCGAGGUCAAGGAUGUGCUGAUCCCCCAUGAGCGGGUGGUCACCCACAGUGACCGAGUCAUUGGCAAAGGCCACUUUGGAGUUGUCUAUCAUGGAGAAUACAUAGACGAGGACCAGAAUCGAAUCCACUGUGCCAUCAAGUCGCUAAGUCGCAUCACGGAGGGGCAGGAGGUGGAGGCCUUCCUGCGCGAGGGGCUGCUGAUGCGCGGUCUGCGUCACCCGAACGUGCUGGCUCUCAUUGGCAUCGUGCUGCCCCCGGAAGGGCUGCCCCGUGUGCUGCUGCCCUACAUGCGCCACGGAGACCUGCUUCGGUUCAUCCGCUCGCCCCAGCGGAAUCCCACAGUGAAGGACCUUGUCAGCUUCGGCCUUCAGGUGGCCCGCGGCAUGGAGUACCUGGCAGAGCAGAAGUUUGUGCACAGGGACCUGGCUGCUCGGAACUGCAUGCUGGACGAGUCAUUCACUGUCAAGGUGGCUGAUUUUGGCCUGGCCCGCGACGUGCUGGACAAGGAGUACUACAGUGUUCGGCAGCAUCGCCACGCUCGCCUCCCUGUCAAAUGGAUGGCGCUGGAGAGCCUGCAGACCUACAGAUUCACCACCAAGUCUGACGUGUGGUCAUUUGGUGUGCUGUUGUGGGAGCUGCUGACACGGGGAGCCCCACCAUACCCCCAUAUGGACCCUUUCGACCUCACUCAAUUCCUGGCCCAGGGUCGGCGCCUGCCCCAGCCUGAGUAUUGUCCCAAUUCUCUGUAUGCCGUGAUGCUCCGCUGCUGGGCGGCUGACCCCACAGUGAGACCCACGUUCAAGGUGCUGGUGGAGGAAGUAGAGCACGUGGCGGCCAGGCUGCUCGGGGACCAUUACGUGCAGCUGCCUGCAGCCUACGUGAACCUGGGUGCUAGUACCUCAGAUGAGGCCAGCAAGCCCCCAGAACAGUCGCAGACCACGCCCGUGCACAGGAGCACAGCUCGGCCCCGGCCUCUCUCAGAGCCUCCACAGCCCACGUGAUCUCAGCUCUAGGCAGGCCCUAGGGAUAGGACCUGCCUAGCAGCCAGGGAGUUCAUCCCAAACUGCCACUGGGCCAUGCCAGGCCUGGGGCAGCCCAAGCCGGCCUCUGUCCUGUCCCUGCUCCUGAACCUUCAGGGGCGACCUGAGGGAGCAGGGCUCCUUGGCCCCUCACUCCACAGAGGGAGCAGUGGCGUGAUCCUCAAUGCAAUGAGUAUUUAUGGGAUACCCAGCGUGUGCUCGACCUGCUGGGCACAGGGGACUCAACGGUGACCGUACAGGCACUGGCCCUUGAACUAGUAAACGACCAAACGAA
Molecule: messenger RNA, 4757 nt
Organism: Mustela lutreola (European mink)
Lineage: Eukaryota; Metazoa; Chordata; Mammalia; Carnivora; Mustelidae
Gene: MST1R
Product: macrophage stimulating 1 receptor
Exons: 20
Coding region: 242-4444 (1400 amino acids)
Biological process (GO): cell surface receptor protein tyrosine kinase signaling pathway; phagocytosis; cell migration
Cellular component (GO): membrane; signaling receptor complex
Molecular function (GO): ATP binding; transmembrane receptor protein tyrosine kinase activity; protein binding
Source: RefSeq, a predicted model, not a curated record